AUGUCGACGACGAGACGAAUCUGCUCCGUGGUGUCAAGAGAUUUCAAUCUCAGCUUCGGAAAUUGUAUCAUGGGAUUUGACAGAAAUACUCUGCUACAGUAUAAUAAAAAUUCGAGCUCAUCGAAGCUUAUUCAGGAAUCCUCUUAUUUCCAUGGCCUUCUAAAUGGAAGCUUCAGUGAAUCAGGUCUUGAUCAUAUCUCUAUAGAAUGGAAUCCAGAGAAUUUUUUGAAUCUUCUCAAGUGUAUGUAUGGUUGCUCCAUGGAUGUUACAUCCACUAGUUUCUUAAAUUUAUUCGAGGCUGCACUUUUUUUUGGUGUGGAGAAGCUUCUCUCUAAAUGUCAAAACUGGCUUUCAGUGUUGUCUUCAUCGAAAGACCCCGCAUCACCACGACUAGAAUUGUUUGACCUUAUACAUAUUUGGAGCUUUGGUCUCGAGCAUGCUGGAGAAUUUUUGACAGAUCUAUGUGUGGCCUAUCUUGCAAAGAAUUUCAUGAUGGUAAAAUCUGAUAAGUAUUUUGGAAAUGUUCCAUAUGAGUUGUUGAUGUGUUGCAUAAAACAUCCUUAUCUGACUGUACACAGUGAGAUGCAUCUUGUUGAUGCACUUCUUGUUUGGCUUGAUGCCGACAGAAGAAUGUCGGAGAGUAGCCAGGAUAACAUAAUCAACUUGAUGGAACAGGUCCGUUUCAGCCUUUUGCCACUGUCGUUUAUUGCAGGAAGAAGCAAGUCUCAUGGUUUCUCAAAGUUUGCUGAUCAAAGCGUUGAAUUGGUUUUUAAACUAAUGAAAAUGUCAUCGACAUACUUGGUCGAUAGUCUAAGAGAUGGCUCUCCUGCUGAUCUUAGAGUACGGCUGUCUGAAUACUCAGAGAGAUUGGACCUCUCAGGAUGCCCGCAGGUAAAUGAAGCCAUUUUGCUACUGUCACUACUUCCUAACUCAUAUUUCGCGAACCCCAUGUGGAGAAAGAGUUUGAAGAGUUUCGUAAGGAACCGUGAUGAUGAUGAAAGAAACGAAGAAUCUCAGAGAAGUUUACCAGUUUUGUCUUUUGAAACGGUGAACGAGGUUGAUAUUUCCAAGUGUCAGAGGCUUGAUUAUAAAGUUGCGAUCAAGUGCUUCUCUAAGUCAUUCCCAUCAUUAAGAAAACUGAGAGCUGCUUAUCUCUUAAACAUCAAGGUGUCCACUAUUCUUAAACUUCUCCAGAUUUUUCGCCAGCUUACUGAAGUUGACUUAACAGUUGAUAUCACUCCUACAAUAUCGUGUCAAGCAUCGGUGGUUUACUCUAGUCCAUAUUUAGCUCAAACUCCCAUCCCCUUUGAUUCUUUCCAAGGUCAAUCGUCUCUCUCGAAUAUCACAAGGCUAACGCUGGAGGGUAGAAGUGAUAUAAAUGAUAUGGAUCUACGGAGCAUCUCUAUAUUAUGUAAUUCAUUAUGUUACCUGAAUAUAAAAGGGUGUGCACUACUCUCAGAUGCAUGUAUAGCAUAUGUUAUACAGAGCUGUACAAACUUACACUCUCUUAUCGUUUGCUAUACCUCUUUUUCGGAGAAUUCGAUACUGGCACUAUGCGCUAGUAUAUCUAUGACCAAUGAGCCUCUGGAUUCAAAUUCACUAGCAUCCAAUCUUCAGAUGCUACACAUGAGUAAAUGUGAUGGAGCUAAUGAGACAUGGCUUCUAAACUUGAUAGCUCGUACACAGAAAAUGAAGAGCCUUUGCUUAAGGGAUACAAAAGUUUCAGACAGUGUGCUAUGUGAAUUCCCUGGCUCUUCCUUGCAAGCACUUGAUAUUUCAAAUACCACGAUAUCUAGGAUGGCUCUUACUCGUGUAAUUACCAAUAAUCCUGAUCUAAAAAGCCUCAAAGCCAGGGGAUGUAAAAAUCUGCUUCAGUUACACGUUGAUGGGAGAAGUGACAAUUUUUUUUCUGGUCAAGAUCUGUUUAAUUGUUUAGGAAAGGGAAGUAGAUUGGAGGAGCUUGAGAUUGGUUGGGGAUUUUCUUAUUUCUCUCUUGAGCCUUUGAGACCUGCAGUUUCGUUCCUACGAGCUAUAAGCGUGGGUUUGGGUGCUUCCUUAGGUGAAGAUGCAUUAAAGCUUCUACCUUCAGCUUGUCCUUUGCUAGAGUCUGUUGUCCUUUAUUUUCAGGAAAUAUCUGAUUCUGCCUUGACAAGUAUUGUGACAUCAUUGAAGCACCUAAAAGAGCUAGCUUUGUCCUAUUGUUAUGGUGACAUAUCCCUUCAAAGUUUCAAGUUCUCUAUGCCAAGCCUGAGAAAGCUAAGGCUUGAGAGGGUAACUCGGUGGAUGACCAAUGAUGAUUUAUUUGUUCUCACACAAAGCUGUCCGAACUUGACCGAGCUUUCGCUAAUAGGAUGUAUACACUUAAAUUCAGAUGCUCAACCUAUCAUCUCAGCUGGAUGGCCGGGAAUGAUUUCUCUUCAUCUAGAGGAAUGCGGUCAGAUAACAGAGAAUGGUGUCGCUUCUCUCUACGGCUGCGUAGCACUUGAAGACCUUUUACUUUGCCACAACGGCUCUGGAAUACAGAAAAGCUUCCUUCUCGAUGCUGCUUUGAAGUUUCCAAUGCUUCGGCUGGUAUCUUUGGACGUGUGUGACGCAAAGGAAGGCGACUUCGAUGUAGAGGAGAAAGAAGGUCGUUUUCUAAGCAUUGUGAAAAUCAGUAGAUGCAAGUCUCGGAGAUGCGCAAUGGGAAGAGACUUGGCUCCAGUUCUUAAAGAGACGUUGGUUAUGUUUUGGAAUGGCCAAAACUUCACUGAAACGGUGCUCAAACAAAGACUUUAA
Molecule: messenger RNA, 2778 nt
Organism: Arabis nemorensis
Lineage: Eukaryota; Viridiplantae; Streptophyta; Magnoliopsida; Brassicales; Brassicaceae
Source: the annotation of a GenBank genome assembly